AUAUUCGCCCUUAACUCAGGUCUAUCCCUCAGGUGCUUUGCCAAUGUGCUGAUACGUUCGAAAAUCCAACGAAGCUGGUCACUGUUCGACACAAUAGUGCUCGAAAUCUCCCCUGUGGCUCCUCUGCUACGACCUCCCCCACUUGGUCACGCAACACCAUGGAUCUCGCAUACGACCACAUAGCCGAACAGACAUUCACGCCGGGCGACCGCGCCACAACACCGACACCCGCCGCUCCAAAUGCGACAUCAGCAACAGCAGGCUCUUCCACACCUAAAGCCAGCACCCUCCAGACCGAGUUCCAAGAGACGGUCAAAGUCUUUAGCAAUACCGCGUGGGGAGCGCGACUGGGCGGGUUCUGGGGCAAUGUGAGAAAACAAGGGGAGACUGUGUACGAGGAGGCGCGGAAAGAGGCGGCCGAGAUGGUGAAUGAAGUCGAGGCGUUGAGGACGAAGGUGGUGGGGUUAGGAUUCAAUAUCAAUGCAAAAGAUGGCGAGGCGGGAACAGCUUCGGGUUCGGCUGCAGAUGAAGUUGAGAGGGAGAAGAAACCGACAACAGAAGGCGAGGCGGGAGCGAGCGAGACCGAGCACAACAAAACAGACCAAGAGACUGAGACGUUCCUUGAGCGGUUCAAGCACGAGGCUGCGAAACGUCUUAAGGAGGUGCAGCGAGCUGAGGAUGCCGCAGAUGAGGCGUUGUUGAGAUUUGGCACAAAUAUUCGGAAUUUUCUUCGCGAUGCUGUGAGUGUGUCGGCGCCGGAGGAUGACGAGAAGCAGCAGUCUGGUGAAGUGCUCUUCGAGAGUCGAGAUCAGUCGGGCAAGCGGGUGAUCCAUACGAGCCGGUUCGAUGCGCAGUUGCAUGUCAUUCAUACCACACUCGCCAGUUUUACGGAAGAUCCCAGCACGAAUGGUGGGCAGUGGGAAGAGUUUAAGAAGGGGUUCGAUGUGGAGAAGAUGACGGGCAGGAUUGCGGGUGAUCUAGAGCGAUAUGUCGAGUUGAGGCAGGCGAUGGAGAAAUUGGUGCCGGAGAGUGUUGAGUAUAAGGACUUCUGGGCGCGGUAUUACUUUCUCCGGCAUGUGGUUGAGGUGCAGGAGGAGAAGAGGCGCGAGUUGUUGAAAGCGUCGACAAACGUUACAGAGGAAGUCGGUUGGGAUGAGGACUCGGACGACGAACAGGAGCGAAGGACGGCACAAGCGCCCAAAGUCCUAGUUGCGCAGAACACGAACGACAGCUCGACUACAUUGCAUCAGACGCCGCCGCCCCCACAAGACCCAAGUUCUCUGAAGCCGGAGGGCCAGGGACGGAGAUCGCACGAUGAAAAGUCCGUGGCGGACAGUGAUGCGAGUUAUGACCUUGUCAGUGGAGCGACGAGUCGAGCGCCGGGAAGUCCCAAGGACGAUGUGGGCAAGAGCCCCGGAAAGAUUGAUGAGAGUGAUGAGGAGGAUUGGGAGUGAUAAGGAGAUAUGGCCGGUGCAGUGGCAACGGGAGACAAGGCCUGGCGUUCGUGGUUUCGGGUUCUUGAGUGUGAGACUAUCAGGACGGAGAUGCAGACGAGGAUGUGAGAUAUUUGAUACCCCCUACAUUUUCCUUCAUGAUGAAUUCAUGACGUUGCGCACUUA
Messenger RNA from Exophiala xenobiotica, 1619 nucleotides. RefSeq lists its product as uncharacterized. The record is from RefSeq and is a predicted model, not a curated record. Lineage: Eukaryota; Fungi; Ascomycota; Eurotiomycetes; Chaetothyriales; Herpotrichiellaceae. Bases 159 to 1454 code for a protein of 431 amino acids. The transcript is spliced from 2 exons. Gene Ontology annotation, cellular component: cytoplasm.